Lycium barbarum (goji berry) is the source of this 874-nucleotide messenger RNA. RefSeq lists its product as uncharacterized. Lineage: Eukaryota; Viridiplantae; Streptophyta; Magnoliopsida; Solanales; Solanaceae. The record is from RefSeq and is a predicted model, not a curated record. Bases 38 to 661 code for a protein of 207 amino acids. The transcript is spliced from 3 exons.
CCGAAACAAAUAAUUUGUCUCGCCCCACGUUAAGCCUAUGUCCACCAUCUCUAGCAUUAUGCUUAUCAACAAGUUUAAUGUCAAGGAUGUUGGUGUCCUGCGCGAGGAAGUGGUAGAUUUUGGAAUGGAAGAGAACAUGAAAGGAAAUGUAAAGCAGCUGAAUGGUAAAGGAGAAUUCAGUUGGGAGACAAACCAUUGGACUCUAAUUCAACAAGAUGUAAUUACUAGUCAAAGGAAAUUAAUGAGAGCACAUGAGCAAUGUAGCAGAGGUCUUUCUCUCUAUUGUGCCGUACUACUAAAGCGCUGCAUGAAUGCCUCCGAUGACCCUAGUGCUGUCUGUCUAAAUUGUAGCUGCUAUAUGUCAAGAAAGUCGAAUUAUGUUGCUCUGCCGGUAGUGAAGGGAGCAGGGGCUGCCAAAGGGGGUUUUGUAAAGGAGGCGAUGAAAUACGUGGUGAUGGAUGACUUGGUCGUUAAGCCCGUCUCUGUCGUAUCUAGCAUUACUGGUCUUAACAAGUACUUCAAUGUCACGGAUGUUGCCGCUCUUGACGAAGAAGUUGUACAUUUCGGAAAGGAAGAGGCGUUGAAGUUGCUGAAAUCAUCUUUUGAGUCGAAAGCAGUUCUGACAAGUGUUUUCCUAAGCCCCGUAAAAACAGAGAAAUAGCUAGUCCUUGGACAUAUUAAUGGAAUUGGAUGUUUCAGCUUAUUAGGUUGCCUUUUAAUGGUUUUCUUUUGUUUCAUUUCCCGCAAUCGAUGAUUAUGGAUUUUAGGUUCAGUUAUGAUAACAUGAUCUUACUUUAUCUGGUUUGAAAUUGUUUUUGGUAUGUUGGCUUUGCAAUUUUAAUGUAUGAGAAAGCUUACCCGUGCAAAUUAUUAA